GUCCAAUUAAAACUUUGACGGGCCUUAUGAUCCAAAAAGACCAAACAAAAACCCAAACAAAACAAAAACCCUAGGUUUAUAUAAAAUGUCUCCUUGAUCUACUUCAUUCACGACGCCGAAAACUCGAGUGUUUUCUUACUCGCAUUCGUUGCAAUGACGAAGGGAACGGGAAGUUUCGGAAAGAGAAGGAACAAGAGUCACACACUCUGUGUGAGAUGUGGCCGUCGCAGUUUCCACAUCCAGAAGAGCCGUUGCUCCGCCUGUGCCUACCCCGCCGCUCGCAAGAGGACCUACAACUGGAGUGUGAAGGCAAUCCGUAGAAAGACUACAGGAACUGGGAGGAUGAGGUAUCUUCGCAAUGUGCCUCGCAGGUUCAAGACGGGUUUCAGAGAAGGUACCGAAGCAAAGCCAAGGGUCAAGUCAGCAGCGUCUUCGUAAGCUUAAACCGGUGCAUUGAUUAGUCGCGGGAAGAGUUACAACUUUAGUUUUUGGGCUUCUGAGUUUGUUUGGAAGAUUACUUUUUUAUUUUAUUUUAUUGAGCAUCUGAUAACUACUUUGCUUUGGUAUCUUUUCACUUUCUUUUAUAUAAAAUUUUGGACUUGGAUGAAA
Molecule: messenger RNA, 609 nt
Organism: Raphanus sativus (radish)
Lineage: Eukaryota; Viridiplantae; Streptophyta; Magnoliopsida; Brassicales; Brassicaceae
Product: 60S ribosomal protein L37-2
Exons: 4
Coding region: 154-438 (94 amino acids)
Biological process (GO): translation
Cellular component (GO): ribosome; cytosolic large ribosomal subunit
Molecular function (GO): structural constituent of ribosome; RNA binding
Source: RefSeq, a predicted model, not a curated record